Messenger RNA from Peniophora sp. CBMAI 1063, 3114 nucleotides. The record is from the annotation of a GenBank genome assembly. NCBI's taxonomy places the organism in Eukaryota, Fungi, Basidiomycota, Agaricomycetes, Russulales, Peniophoraceae.
AUGACCUCGCGGGGUCGAGCUAUACUACUAUGCGCCGUGCUGGCCAGCACUUUGGCUAGUGCGGCCAGGAACACGACUGGCUAUCUUAGCCAAAUGAGCUUCUCAGGCUCUCAGUCCUCGUUGCUAGGGGAUCUGACAGCUCCUCGAGAUAAAUGUCCGCCAUGCUUCAACUGCCAACUACCAAAGUUCAAGUGCGGACAGUACGGUGACUGUGACGCGUAUAGCGGGCAGUGCAAUUGUCCACCGGGAUGGGGAGGAAUCGAUUGCCUGACACCUCAGUGCGAUUCCUUGGCCGACGGCGAUGAACGCCACUUGCGGGAGGACGGGAAGACGUGUGACUGCAAGGACGGAUGGGGUGGAAUCAAUUGUAACGUCUGUCAACAUGAUGCGGCGUGCAAGGGCUUUCCGCUAUGGGGUCUACCGCCAGACUGGGAGAAUGACGAAACGGCAGACCAGAAUAUGACAUGUUACACGGGCGGAGAGACUGUAUUUAGCAAUCACCAGAUGUGCGACGUGACCAACCGCAAGAUCCUUGACAUGUUACCGGGACGCCCACCGCAGGUUACCUUUAGCUGCAACAAGCCGGCCUCCAAAUGCGACUUCCAGUUCUGGGUCGACCAGGUUGAGUCGUUCUACUGCGCGCUGGAUACUUGUAAGACAAGGGUUGAGCACAGCUACGACAAGAACGUCACACUGUACGAAUGCGAACACCUGAAAUGCAACUGUGUUGCCGACCGCUUCCUAUGUGGAGAGGACGGUAGUAUCAACCUCGACGAUUUCCUAAACGAAGAGAUCAAGGGCCCUGCAACAUUCCGUUGUGAGACCGGCAGAGGUUGUAGCUUCGAGGAGCCGGCUAUGAACGACCUUAUUGACCAGGUCUUUGGUGACUCGUCUAUCACCUUGCAGUGCGGCGGCGGCGAAUGCUUGCACUACUCGCAAGUCCCAGGUUACAUCGCUCCCGAGAAACCUGAUAAUACGCGUUGGGUCGCGUUGAGUAUAGCUGGAGCAGUCGUCUUUGUUAUCCUGGCAUCACUGUUCCUUUGGUACGCUGGGCGCGUACACCGCAGCGAUGGCGGUGCUAUCAAGCUUCCCGACAAUGAAGUCGCACGUCUUAUGGCCGACCACGUACCCGCGUCUCUCCAGUUUGUCGACAUCUCAUACCAACUGGGCGGUCGUACUAUCCUUGAUGGUAUCACUGGUUCUGUCCACCCUGGACAGGUCAUGGCAAUCAUCGGCGCGUCCGGUGCCGGCAAAUCGACGUUCCUGGACAUCCUCGCUCGGAAGAACAAACGUGGCAUCGUUACAGGGACAACUCUGGUCAAUGGUCGCAUCGUGGGCGACGCAGAGUUCCGCAAUGUUGUUGGUUUCGUCGACCAGGAGGAUACCCUUAUGAGCACUCUGACGGUCUACGAGACCGUUCUCUACUCCGCGUUGCUCCGUCUGCCGCGCGACAUGAGUUUGGAAGCGAAGAAGUUCCGUACACUGGAGACCAUGAAUGAACUCGGCAUUCUGCACAUCAAAGACUCGCGCAUUGGAGACUCGGGGCAUCGCUCCAUCUCCGGCGGUGAGAAGCGCCGAGUAUCUAUCGCAUGCGAACUCGUAACAAGCCCUUCCAUUCUCUUCCUGGACGAGCCCACGAGUGGUCUGGAUGCAUACAACGCCUUCAACGUUGUGGAGAGUCUCGUCACCUUGGCUCGCGACUACAAGCGCACGGUCGUCUUCACCAUUCACCAGCCCCGCAGCAACAUCGUGUCACUGUUCGAUCAGCUCGUUCUUCUUGCGCAGGGCAAGCUCGUCUACGCCGGCGACCUCACUCGCUGCCAGACGUUCUUCCAGGAGACCGGCCAUCCAUGCCCGCCUGGCUACAACGUCGCGGACUUCCUGAUUGACUUGACCAUGCAAGAGAAGGAGAAGACAACGUCUACGAGCUCGCCAACCGUCUUCCAGUCUGAUGAAAGCGACAACCUUCGAGACGAGGAACGUGGUCUGCUUCCACCGCAUGAUGCAUCCGGUCAAGCUACCGACGAGACUGAACUGCAGGAACGCCCAUCAAGUGGCAGCUUCGUCAAGCGCAAGGCGUCUCAGUUCCUCGAGGCUAUGUCCAUCAGCUCGCGUGCGGAGGAGACAACCCCGGCCCCUGCGUACUUGGUCGAGCUCGUGGAUGCGUACGCGGAUAGCGACGUCGCGAAGUCCAUCCGGGCCGAUAUUGCAUCAUCGCAGGUUGCAGAGACAGCGGAUGUUGCGGAGACGACGGUCUUGCGUGGACGCAAGCGCGCUAGCUGGGCCACCCAGUUCCGCAUCUUGAGCGGCCGUGCAUUCAAGAACUUGUACCGCGACCCCGGCCUGCUCGCGGCGCAGUACUCUUCAUCCAUUGCCCUUGCCUUGCUAUGCGGUCUUUUCUACCAUGAUGUAACAGACGACAUCGGUGGUUUCCAGAACCGGUUGGGGGUGUUCUUCUUCACUCUUGCGCUAUUCGGCUUCGCCUGCUUGUCCAGUCUCGGCCUAUUCGCAAACGAGCGUAUCCUCUUCAUGCGUGAACGCGCGAACGGUUACUACUCCUCAUUCACCUACUUCGCCUCCAAGAUACUCUUCGACAUCAUCCCUCUCCGCGUCGUACCACCAAUCCUCUUCGGUGGUAUCGUCUAUGGUCUUGUCGGCCUCGUUCCGACCGUCGCGGCGUUCUGGAAGUUCGUUCUGGUUCUCGUACUGUUCAACCUCACCACGGCCAGUGUCAUCCUCUUGAUCUCGGUGGCCUGCGAGAGCACGAGCGUUGCCAACUUGUGUGGCACCCUCGUCAUCUUGUUUAACCUGCUAUUCACCGGUCUCUUGAUCAACCGCUCGAAGGUGGCACCAUGGCUGCAGUGGUUGCACGACAUUUCGUUCUUCCAUGCCGCUUUCGAGGCGCUGGCGGUCAACGAGCUGCGCUACCUCACCCUACGCGAGCACAAGUACGGUGUCGAUCUCGACGUGCCCGCCGCAACUAUCCUGUCGACCUUCGGUCUCCGAGCCCAAUCUUUCUGGUGGCCGAACGUCGCCCUCCUCGGCAUUUUCUUCGGCGGGUUCACCAUCCUCUCAUACGUCGUGCUUCACGUCUACGUCCGCGAGAGGAGGUAA